Musa acuminata subsp. malaccensis (wild Malaysian banana) is the source of this 1007-nucleotide messenger RNA. RefSeq lists its product as uncharacterized. NCBI's taxonomy places the organism in Eukaryota, Viridiplantae, Streptophyta, Magnoliopsida, Zingiberales, Musaceae. The record is from RefSeq and is a predicted model, not a curated record.
AUGUUUGGGCUUUUGAACUGCCGGCGCUGCCGUCGCGUGGAGCGGGCUAUCGUCGGCGAAUUGACAUCGCGGACGUGGGCGACCAGAUCGAGUUGCGGGAAUGGCGGAGGGGCACAGGCUGUGGGGGCACCUGCCGCUGCUGGUCCAGUCGAGCUCUAAGGAGUCGGUGGAGUACAUACUGCAGGCGCUGUGGCGGACUCGGAAGACCGGUCUCGACGCCGCCGACCGCGCCAUCAUCCGCGACAUGCUCCAUCUGCCCUCCGAUUCCGACCUGGACCCUCUUUUGGUAUGUCUUCGUAUGUUAAUUCGAAGGUGUGUCUAUGAAAACAUAUCAAAGGAUGAGAUACAGAAGUUGUUUCCACCAGAAGUCCUACCUGAAUUACAAAGAUUACUCACCCUGCUCCUGCAGAAGUUUCAACGAGAAUGGCGCGAAGAUGUACUCAAAGAUCAGGUUUCUUUGCCUCGCCUGAAGGCAAUGACAUGUAAUGUGGUAAAUCAAAAUCAAGAUUCUGUGGAGCAUGUUGCUGUUAUGAAUCUGAAGCUCCAAGGUGAUACACAGUCUUCAUCAGAUGAAACACAGGUUAAAUUCCAAUUGGCAAGAGAUACCCUCGAGACAAUGUUGAAGUCUAUGUACUUCAUAAGAGAUCAAAUGUCCAGUGGGGAUGCUACCUCUAAUGGACCUGGGCAAGAACAGGGAGCAGCCGAAACAGCCUUAACAUAAAAUCUUGGGAUGCCUCGCCUAUGUAUUAUAGUUUUCUUUCUUUGCUUAACACUGACAUAAUAUUCUGUGUUCUUAUUCUUCUCAAUCCUGUGACUCUGGAAUUUUGAAGCUACUUAGCAACCCUUUUGUUUCCCAACUAAACUCAUCCAACUGUAUGUAUAUGUGUGUAGCAUGGGGACAAAUACUGUCAAUUAGGUUUCAUUUUCAGAAUGUGUUUAGAUCAUUUUCAAUUUAUUCUAGAAACAAAACAUCUUAUUCUUUUGAGAAGUAGGGAAUUCAUUGAAAA